Molecule: messenger RNA, 974 nt
Organism: Phoenix dactylifera (date palm)
Lineage: Eukaryota; Viridiplantae; Streptophyta; Magnoliopsida; Arecales; Arecaceae
Product: germin-like protein 5-1
Molecular function (GO): manganese ion binding
Source: RefSeq, a predicted model, not a curated record
CCGGCCCCCGCCCACCGACCCUUAUAAAUGUCCUCCUACUUCAUUCCCCUUUUAAUUUGAACCCAAGGUCCUCCACGCAAGCAUCUCUCUUGUGCCUCCAAAAAGCCGAGUCUCCCUGCCAGGCCCAGCAAACAAGCACCACGAUGACGACCAGCUCCUCCUCCUUCCUCACCCUCUUCUCCAUCCUCCUCCUCGCCGUCGCCCCUUCCCUCGCCGCCGAUCCCGACAUGCUCCAAGACCUGUGCGUCGCCGAUCUCAACUCCGCCGUGAAGGUGAAUGGGUUCGUCUGCAAGGCGAACGUUACAGAGGAUGACUUUUUCUUCAAAGGAUUAAGCUCCCCUGGCGCCACCAACAACACCAUGGGAUCCCUGGUGACGGGGGCCAACGUGGAGAAGGUCCCGGGGCUCAACACCCUGGGCGUCUCCCUGUCCCGCAUCGACUACGCCCCCGGCGGGCUCAACCCUCCCCACACCCACCCCCGCGCCACCGAGAUGAUCUUCGUCCUCUACGGCACCCUCGACGUCGGCUUCAUCACCACCGCCAACAAGCUCAUCACCAAGACCAUCACCAAGGGCGAGGUCUUCGUCUUCCCUCGCGGCCUCGUCCACUUCCAGAAGAACAAUGCCGCUGCCCCCGCCGCAGUCAUCGCUGCCUUCAACAGCCAGCUCCCGGGCACCCAGUCCAUCGCCGUCACCUUGUUCGCCGCCUCCCCGCCGGUGCCCGACCACGUCCUCACCAAGGCCUUCCAGAUUGGCACCAAGGAGGUGCAGAAGAUCAAGUCCCGCCUCGCCCCCAAAACCAAGUGAGAGAGAGCGAAUGGCCUUGUAAAUGCAUCAUGACCGAUCAGUACUUUGUGUUUGGUCUUUUGCGUUUUUUUGGGGGUGCGCGCAAGAACUAAAAAUAAUUGGUUUGCGAGAGGCAGUUUGUUCGUUCUUCAUUCAAUCAUAUGGUCAUGAUGUUUCUUUACACCUCAA